UUAGGUGAUCAUCUUGAAAACUCAAUAGAGAAGCCAACUGACGAUAGCCCCCUUAAUGAUCGUAGACGCUAUAAUUCAUGGGCUCGUAAUGACAAAACUGCUUGUUACUUGAUGCUUGGUAGCAUGCGUAACGAUUUAAUUAAGCAAUUUGAAAUUCACAAAACUGCUAAAGAGAUGUGGUCCGCUGUCAAGAAAGCAUUUGGAAAAUUGGACGCCUCGCGUAUACAGGCUCUAACUAUGACGUUCGAGACAUACAAGAUGCCUACUGGUGAUUCUAUGACAGAUCAUCUCAGAAAAAUGGGCACCAUGAUUCGUGAUCUUGAAGAAGCUGGAAGUUCUCUUUCUUCUACCCAACAAAUUACAGGUGUACUUAGGUCUUUACCAGAUUCCUGGGAUACUAUGAAAAAGGUGCUAAUUCACAACAAUCAGAUUCAAUCUUUUGAAGACCUAUCACACCAUCUUAUCUUGGAGUUUGAGCUUGCAAUCACUGAAGCCGCAGUCACCGCUCUCGUCACACAGCAUAAGGAGUCAAAAGAAACCGACCUCCAAACAAAAGCAAAAGUACCCUUUCAAAGGCAAAGGUUGCAACAUUUGUUGGAUUUGCGGACAGGAGGGCCACAUGAAAAAUGACUGUAACAAGUCCAAGGAGCCUCAAAACACAUAACUUUUGACCGGAGCGGUUUCGCCUAUUUUAGGAGCAUUCCAAGGGGACAGCACAAAAUAUUUCUUGGGAAUGACGCCACAGAGGAAGUGAUCGGGGUGGGAGAAUACCAUCUUCGGGCAAGGAUUGGCCGGACGUUGAUUCUCAAGGAUGUUUUGUAUUCCCCUAAAAUGUGAAGAAAUUUAGUCUCUGUUUUAGCAUUAGUAUCUGAUUCAUUUGAUGUUAGAUUUUUUAAAAAUAGAGCUUCUAUUAAAUUUCAUGGCGUCUUG
This is a messenger RNA of Ananas comosus (pineapple), 930 nucleotides long. RefSeq lists its product as uncharacterized. Bases 112 to 630 code for a protein of 172 amino acids. NCBI's taxonomy places the organism in Eukaryota, Viridiplantae, Streptophyta, Magnoliopsida, Poales, Bromeliaceae. The record is from RefSeq and is a predicted model, not a curated record. The transcript has 3 exons.